CGGAAUGGCCGCCAUGUCGUUGAUUAGUCGUGUUUUCACAAAACGCUUCGCUGAAGUUUGUUACAAAGCUACCCCGGUGUCGUGUCAGCUACAGCAAAAGAGAUGUCAAUGGAAUCUUGUAAAAGUCCCGAAACCUGGAGUUAAAGGGAAGAGCUUCCGGAGAAUUGUUCACUUCAAAGACGAGUACACGGUUGAGCCUUUACAGGUUACGAAUUUAGGAGGCAGAGAUCCAGUUACAGGAAGACUGGUAGCAAAGGGUAUCGGCGGAGGUAUCAAGCAUAAAUAUCACUGGAUUAAAUGGACCAGAGAUGGGCCUACCGAUAUUAACGUGCCUCCGAAGGAAAGCAAAGUUCUACACAUAUUAAAAGAUGGCUGUAGGACAGCUAACAUAGCUCUGGUCGGAUCUGGCGAUGAAUUGUAUUACAUUCUGGCUACGGAAAAUAUGAAAGCUGGAGAUAUAAUUCGCACCCAUCGAGGCAUUCCUCCAAAUACCGUGAGAGCUGCUGAGGGCGACGCUUAUCCAUUAGGCGCAUUACCCAGAGGAACGAUAGUCCAUUGCGUAGAAAAGUAUCCAGGUCUGGGAGGUUUUCUUAUUCACUCUGCUGGGACAUGUGGCAUAAUACUGAGGAACGAUAGCGACGAUCGUGUGAUCGUUAAAAUGCCAAGUAAAAAGGAAUUCAGUAUACACGCGAGCUGUAUGGCGACUGUCGGUAGAUUAUCGAACAUCGAGCAUGGUUCGACACCUAUUGGUAGCGCGCAGAAGAACAGGGAGCUAGGAAAUCGACCGAGGAGCGGUUUAUGGCAGAGGAAAACGGGUCGAUCUGGUCGGAAACUGAAACCAGUAAAAUCUGCGGUGAUCAAUGCAGAAACAAAGCACGCAUUUAAGAUGGAGAAAUAUGAAUUAAAUAUAAAGAAACUGAAUUUAAUCGAAGAGUAA
This is a messenger RNA of Eufriesea mexicana, 937 nucleotides long. It is a transcript of the gene mRpL2, whose product is annotated as mitochondrial ribosomal protein L2. Gene Ontology annotation, cellular component: ribosome; mitochondrial large ribosomal subunit. Bases 5 to 937 code for a protein of 310 amino acids. Gene Ontology annotation, molecular function: RNA binding; structural constituent of ribosome. The transcript is spliced from 2 exons. Gene Ontology annotation, biological process: mitochondrial translation. The record is from RefSeq and is a predicted model, not a curated record. Lineage: Eukaryota; Metazoa; Arthropoda; Insecta; Hymenoptera; Apidae.